This is a messenger RNA of Colletotrichum godetiae, 1149 nucleotides long. Its product is annotated as cutinase. Gene Ontology annotation, biological process: carbohydrate catabolic process. The transcript is spliced from 2 exons. The coding region runs from base 333 to 992 and encodes 219 amino acids. NCBI's taxonomy places the organism in Eukaryota, Fungi, Ascomycota, Sordariomycetes, Glomerellales, Glomerellaceae. The record is from RefSeq and is a predicted model, not a curated record. Gene Ontology annotation, cellular component: extracellular region. Gene Ontology annotation, molecular function: cutinase activity.
CCUCUUUACCUGAUUGGGAUGAGGUUGCGGUACCUGAAGCCAUUGUGCUGCAGGAACGUCCUACACGGAAUAGGCGAGGGAAAGAAGCUUAAUGUCGCCUCCGUCUCACCGGCCGGCUAGGCGAUUCGAGUGAGGAAACAAGGAGCAUCUCACACUACCUCCGCUAUAAGAGUACAACGGUCGCCGGUCACUACCUCAUCUCUUGUGACGACGACCAAGAACCUUGAAUAGUUGUUGAUCCAACUUUCAGCUAGCAUCGGAUAAUCUAUAUACACUCCUUACUAAUAACUUCCCGACUACAAUAAUCAGUCCUUACAAUACCAGCACACAAAAUGCACAGCUCAACAGCAGCCUUCCUUCUCGCCCUGCUGGGCACGGCGAGUUCCUCACCUGUCGCGAUCCAGCCCCGCCAGGCCGACUUCUCAGGGAACCAGCAAGAUGGUCUCGCCGCCGGGUGCCAGUCCAUGAUCGUCAUCUUUGCCCGUGGCACCACCGAGGGAGGCAACGUUGGUACCAUCGCCGGCCCGCCGUUCUUCCAAUCCCUGGCUACUCAGGUCGGCGGCAGCCUCGCCGUGCAGGGUGUCGAGUAUCCUGCCGAUAUCCCCGGCUUCCUGGCCGGAGGUGACGCCAACGGUUCCCAGAUGAUGGCCACUCUUACCGAGCAGGCCAUCACCAACUGCACCAACUCAGCCGUCAUCAUGUCUGGAUACUCCCAGGGUGGACAGCUCGUCCACAACGGCGCUGCUAUGAUGCAGCCCGACAUGGUGGCAAAGGUUGCCGGUGCCGUUAUCUUUGGUGACCCGCUCAACGGACAAGCUGUCCAGGGCGUGGAUGCCUCCAAGACAAAGGUCAUCUGCCACAACGGCGACAACAUCUGCGAGGGCGGCAACCAGAUUCGCCGCGCUCACUUGACGUACGGCAACGACGCCGAUGAGGCCGCCACCUUUGCCGCCUCGAUGAUGCCGGCUGCCGCGGCCCCUGCUGCGGCUUAAGAGGGACCCCGGGAGCCUUCUCAGAGUUGACCUCGGAGGCUUUUCUUUUCUUAUCCACACUCUCUUUGUAUAUACACAUCUUAAAUACCUUUUUUGUGUGCACAAAAGCCCAAGCCAAACAGGUUGCACUCACUUAUUUACUUACAUAGUACCUAUU